Pseudopodoces humilis (Tibetan ground-tit) is the source of this 1746-nucleotide messenger RNA. RefSeq names its product heparan sulfate 2-O-sulfotransferase 1 (gene HS2ST1). Gene Ontology annotation, cellular component: membrane. Gene Ontology annotation, molecular function: heparan sulfate 2-sulfotransferase activity. NCBI's taxonomy places the organism in Eukaryota, Metazoa, Chordata, Aves, Passeriformes, Paridae. The record is from RefSeq and is a predicted model, not a curated record.
CCGCGCCGUCCCCGCGGCUCCCGCCGGCCCUCGCGGGCCGGGCCCCGCGUUAUGUCGUGAUCCCGGGCGGGCGGCGCUGCUGCUGCUGCUCAUGGGGCUGCUCAGGAUUAUGCUGCCGCCCAAGUUGCAGCUGCUGGCGGUGCUGGUCUUCGGGGUGGCCGUGCUGUUCCUGGAGAACCAGAUCCAGAAGCUGGAGGAGUCCCGCGGCAAGCUGGAAAGGGCUAUUGCAAGGCAUGAAGUCAGAGAAAUAGAGCAACGUCAUACAGUAGAUGGUCCCCGACAAGAUGUGACAGUGGAUGAAGAAGAUGAUGUGGUAAUUAUUUAUAACAGAGUACCCAAGACUGCCAGCACAUCCUUCACAAAUAUUGCCUAUGAUCUCUGUGCGAAGAACAAAUACCAUGUUCUACAUAUCAAUACAACCAAAAAUAAUCCUGUUAUGUCUCUGCAAGAUCAGGUCCGAUUUGUGAAGAAUGUGACUUCCUGGAAGGAGAUGAAGCCAGGAUUUUACCAUGGCCAUAUAUCAUACCUGGACUUCGCCAAAUUUGGUGUUAAAAAGAAACCAAUUUACAUAAAUGUCAUAAGAGAUCCUAUAGAGCGCCUAGUUUCUUAUUAUUACUUUCUGCGCUUUGGAGAUGAUUACAGACCAGGGCUACGGAGGCGAAAACAGGGGGAUAAAAAGACCUUUGAUGAAUGUGUGGCAGCUGGAGGUUCCGACUGUGCUCCAGAGAAACUUUGGCUUCAAAUUCCAUUCUUCUGUGGCCACAGCUCAGAAUGCUGGAAUGUGGGAAGCAGAUGGGCUUUGGAACAAGCCAAAUACAAUCUGAUUAAUGAAUACUUCCUUGUGGGAGUUACUGAAGAGCUUGAAGACUUUAUCAUGUUAUUGGAGGCAGCUUUGCCCCGGUUCUUCAGGGGUGCCACAGAACUAUACCGGACAGGAAAGAAGUCGCAUCUUAGGAAAACAACUGAGAAAAAACUUCCCACAAAAGAAACUAUUGCCAAGCUACAGCAGUCUGAAAUCUGGAAAAUGGAGAAUGAGUUCUAUGAAUUUGCACUGGAGCAAUUUCAGUUUGUCAGAGCACAUGCAGUUCGGGAAAAAGAUGGAGAAUUAUAUAUUCUGGCUCAAAACUUUUUCUAUGAAAAGAUUUACCCUAAAUCAAACUAAGAAUGCUAUACUGUAAGAUUUAUGGACCUAAAUCUUUGGUCACAACAUCAUCUUAGUCCUCAGCCAUGGAAACUAGAUUGCUUGUAGACCUCCAAGACAUUUCUUUACACAAGAAAAGUGGGUUGUGGAUCACCUCCAGGGCUUUGGAUAUAGCUGUGUUGGUAAUCCAGAAGCAAAGGCUUCAUUUCUUUUAUCUAACUAAUACUUUCAGUGGGAGUCAAUAUCCUUAACCUGAAGAAAUCUACACUGUAAUUCGGAGCAAUUAAUACAUGGCAGUUCUAUUUGAAAAUAUAAACAAUAAAAAAAACACUUCUGUUGAUGCUCUUUUUAAUUUUCAGAGCAAUUUAUUUUCAUUUAUACUUCUGUGAAGAGGAAAUAAUUUUCCCCAGCUUUCAACAUGGAAAUUUUGGUUGUAUACAGUAUGAGUACUCCUAAUAACUGGUUGACAUCUGUACUUUGUUUUUGAGAAUCAUGUCACAUGAUAUUAAUUGGGAUGGUUAAUCAUGUUCUGCUGAGAAAUGCUGCUGCUGCUGGAAUUGCCCAUAUUUAUAUAUGUGGUUUUAUUAAAAAAUUACAACUACUCA